AUGGAGUCGCUCGGCCUCUCUCCCUGGCUCGUCUCCAGCUGCGCCGAGAUGGGCCUCCGCGAGCCAACGCCCAUCCAGGCCGCCUGCGUCAAGCCGGCGCUCGACGGACGCGACAUAGUCGGCUCGGCGGAGACCGGCUCGGGCAAGACUGCGGCCUUCGCGCUGCCGAUCCUGCAGGCGCUGUCGGCCGAUCCGCACGGCAUCUUCGCGCUCGUCCUCUCUCCCGCACGAGAGCUCGCCCACCAGAUCGCCGACCAGUUUGCGGCGCUCGGUGCGCCGCUGCGUGUUCGCGUCUGCGUCGUCGUCGGCGGCGCCGACAUGAUGCCUCAGGCGCUGGAGCUGUCUCAGCGGCCGCACAUCGUCGUCGCGACGCCGGGCCGCUUCGCCGACCACCUCCGCUCGUCAAACGUCGCCCCCGCCGUCGCGAAGCUUCGCUUUGUCGUGAUCGACGAGGAGCGCCGGGCGGACGAGGCGGGCGCUGUGAAGAAGCUCUGUUCACACGCCGGCGUUGGGUGUGCACAGGCGGACCGGCUGCUCGAGCUCGGCUUCGCAGACGACCUCCAGCACAUCCUCUCCUCGCUCCCUCGCCGCCGCCAGACCCUCCUCUUCUCGGCUACCAUGUCCGGCGCACUCUCCUCCCUCGGCGAGUCUGCUCUGCGCACCCCCUUUGUCGCCGACUUGGCGCCGCAGGAUGCGGUGGCGAGGAGGCUGACGCAGCAGUACGUCUUCGUGCCGGCGGCGGUGCGAGACACGUACCUCGUCUACCUCCUGCGGCAGUGCGUCGAGGCUGAGCAGAGCGUCAUCGUCUUCACCGCGUCGUGCCGCUCCUGCGAGCUGCUCGCGGCGAUGCUGUCUGGUCUCGGGGUGGAGUGUGCGCCCCUCCACUCGCAGCAGCCGCAGCGGCGGCGCGCGGCGGCCGUCUCCCGUCUCAAGCAGGGGACCCUCUCCAUCCUCGUUGCGACGGACGUGGCAGCGCGUGGCCUCGACAUCCCCGCUGUCGAGGUUGUGAUCAACCACAAUGUUCCCGCCGCGCCGCCCGACUACGUCCACCGCUGCGGCCGCACCGCGCGCGCAGGGCGAGCGGGCCGCGCGGUGACGCUGGUGACGCAGUACGACGUCGACGUGCUGCUCGCCAUCGAGGAGCGGAUCGGCUCCAAGCUGCAGCCCCACGAGCCUGCCGAGGCGGAGGUGCUCAAGGCGCUGCCCGAGGUUGCGUCUGCGAGGAGGGAGGCGCUCAUCGCGCUGACCGAAGGCGGUCGGUGGGGUCGCUAG
Molecule: messenger RNA, 1272 nt
Organism: Emiliania huxleyi CCMP1516
Lineage: Eukaryota; Haptophyta; Isochrysidales; Noelaerhabdaceae
Exons: 3
Coding region: 1-1272 (423 amino acids)
Molecular function (GO): RNA helicase activity; ATP binding; nucleic acid binding
Source: RefSeq, a predicted model, not a curated record